Histoplasma mississippiense is the source of this 192-nucleotide messenger RNA. RefSeq lists its product with no specific name. Lineage: Eukaryota; Fungi; Ascomycota; Eurotiomycetes; Onygenales; Ajellomycetaceae. The record is from RefSeq and is a predicted model, not a curated record. Bases 1 to 192 code for a protein of 63 amino acids. The transcript has 3 exons.
AUGGCUACAUGUGUUGGCGGCAAUCUGAAUCUGGACUCCAUGUCCCAGUCAGGGUUGGAUGUCAUCACAAAACCAUAUGCAGAAAAACAAAGAUUAGUCGAACACGCUGGACCCAAGCCGUUGGACGUCAAACCCGUUGGACGUCAAACCCGUUGGACGUCAAACCCGUUGGACGUCGAAGCCGUUGGAUGA